Urocitellus parryii (Arctic ground squirrel) is the source of this 3224-nucleotide messenger RNA. RefSeq names its product RALBP1 associated Eps domain containing 1 (gene Reps1). NCBI's taxonomy places the organism in Eukaryota, Metazoa, Chordata, Mammalia, Rodentia, Sciuridae. Gene Ontology annotation, biological process: endocytosis; endosomal transport. Gene Ontology annotation, molecular function: calcium ion binding; protein binding. Gene Ontology annotation, cellular component: plasma membrane; cytoplasm. The record is from RefSeq and is a predicted model, not a curated record.
CUCUCUCCCUCUCGCGCUCUCUCCUCCCGGCCUCACAUCCGGGUCUGGAACGCGGCCGCCGCUGUCAGUGUUGGUGCGGGCGCGUUGGGGCCGGGCCGGGGCUCUGUAAAUGGCGGCGGAGGGAGGCGGAGCGGCGGCCACGCUCAGCCCAGAGCCCCCGAAACUUUAGACGCGAAGCCCCACAACUUUCCGGGAAGUGCUGCCGCUCCGGGGGCGUGGACGGAAGGGGAAGCCGAGGCGGGAAGUCUUGGGGAAGCGGCGGGGAGCGGGGAACCUCGAACCCGCGGCGGGGGCGGUGGCUGAGUCCGCCCGUGCCUCGCGCCGCCGCGGCCCCCGCCUCCUUCUCCGCGCUUCGCGGCUGCUGGAGCCGGGGCCSCGCGCGGUGCCUAGCCCGGGACUGCGCGGGGCCUCGCAGGCGGCGGCGCGCGGAGCCCAGCCGAGCCCCCUCCUCGCGACCUCCGGGCCCUGUUGCUUGGGCGCAGCCGGCUUGCCAGAGGCCGGGGCUGAGGCUCCGGGCGUCUGCGGGGACCGAGGAGGAGGCCGGGCCGCGCAGCCACGCGCAGACCCGCCGGCCCGGGGUCGUGGGGCCGGGUACCSGGUGUUGCAUGCGGGGCGGGGCAGGGCGGCCGCGAGCCGGAGGCGAAGAUGGAAGGCUUAACGCUGAGCGAUGCGGAGCAGAAAUAUUACUCGGAUCUCUUCUCCUACUGCGACAUUGAGAGCACCAAGAAGGUGGUAGUCAACGGGCGGGUGCUGGAGCUGUUCCGGGCCGCGCAGCUGCCCAACGACGUGGUCCUCCAGAUUAUGGAACUAUGUGGUGCAACAAGACUUGGUUAUUUUGGACGAAGUCAGUUCUACAUUGCUUUGAAACUUGUAGCUGUGGCCCAGUCUGGUUUCCCGUUAAGAGUAGAAAGUAUAAAUACAGUAAAGGACCUUCCUCUGCCAAGAUUUGUUGCUUCAAAGAAUGAACAAGAAUCUCGCCAUGCAACCUCAUAUUCUUCAGAUUCYGAAAAUCAGGGGUCUUAUUCUGGUGUGAUUCCUCCUCCACCUGGCAGAGGGCAAGUAAAAAAGGGAUCURUAAGCCACGAUAUAGUUCAGCCUCGUGCGUCUGCAGAUCAACAGGAACCUGCAUCCCCAGUAGUUUCACCACAGCAGUCUCCGCCGACUUCUCCACAUACAUGGAGGAAGCACAACCGUCAUUCCAGUGGGGGGAAUAAUGAAAGGCCUCUUGCAGGACCUGGGCCAUUUUGGUCUCCUUUUGGUGAAGCACAAUCAGGUUCUUCUGCUGGUGAUGCAGUGUGGUCUGGRCAUUCUCCACCUCCACCUCCACCUCCACCUCAAGAAAACUGGGUCAGUUUUGCAGAUACUCCACCAACCAGUACUCUUUUAACCAUGCAUCCUGCUUCUGUCCAGGACCAGACAACAGUACGAACUGUAGCCUCAGCUACAACUGCCAAUGAAAUUCGUAGGCAAUCCAGUAGUUAUGAUGAUCCCUGGAAAAUAACAGAUGAACAAAGACAGUAUUAUGUAAAUCAGUUUAAAACCAUUCAGCCUGAUCUAAACGGAUUUAUUCCAGGAUCUGCAGCUAAAGAGUUUUUUACCAAAUCAAAACUUCCUAUUCUUGAACUUUCUCAUAUUUGGGAACUCUCAGACUUUGAUAAAGAUGGUGCAUUGACACUGGAUGAGUUUUGUGCUGCUUUUCAUUUGGUGGUUGCUAGAAAGAACGGCUAUGACUUACCAGAAAAACUCCCUGAGAGCUUAAUGCCCAAACUGAUUGAUUUGGAAGAUUCAGCAGAUGUUGGAGAUCAGCCAGGCUCUCCUACUGAAGCACCUCCAAGCAAGUCACCAUCAAUGCCAUCACUAAACCAGACUUGGCCUGAGCUGAAUCAAAGCAGUGAGCAGUGGGAGACAUUUAGUGAACGCUCUUCAAGCUCACAAACUCUGACCCAAUUUGAUUCUAACAUUGCACCAGCUGAUCCUGAUACUGCUAUUGUUCAUCCAGUUCCCAUUCGUAUGACUCCAAGCAAAAUCCACAUGCAAGAAAUGGAACUUAAAAGAACUGGCAGUGAUCAUACUAAUCCGACCAGCCCCUUACUUGUGAAACCAUCUGACCUUUCAGAAGAAAAUAAGAUAAAUUCAUCUGUGAAAUUUGCUUCUGGAAAUACUGUAGAUGGUUACAGUAGUUCAGACUCUUUUACUUCUGACCCAGAACAGAUCGGGAGCAAUGUAACUCGUCAAAGGUCUCAUUCAGGAACUUCUCCUGAUAACACUGCACCACCACCUCCCCCUCCAAGGCCACAGCCCUCUCAUUCUAGAUCAUCAUCCUUAGAUAUGAAUCGGACCUUUACAGUCACCACAGGACAACAACAGGCUGGAGUUGUUGCCCAACCUCCUGCAGUGCCUCCAAGACCACAGCCCUCACAGGCUCCUGGUCCCACUGUACAUCGUCCAGUGGAUGCCGAUGGCCUAAUGACUCACACUAGUACCUCACCUCAGCAGAUACCAGAGCAACCAAAUUUUGCAGAUUUCAGCCAAUUUGAAGUAUUUGCUGCAUCAAAUGUAAAUGAAGAACAAGAUGAURAAGCUGAGAAACAUUCAGAAGUCUUGCCGGUUGAAAAAGCUUCUGAUCCUGCAAGUUCUCUUCGAGUUGCCAAAACGGAUAGUAAAAUAGAAGAAAAGACAGCUGCUAGUAUUCCUGCCAAUGUGAGCAAAGGCACAACACCGCUUGCUCCACCACCUAAACCUGUUCGAAGAAGAUUAAAAUCAGAAGAUGAAUUAAGGCCAGAUGUCGAUGAACACACACAAAAGACAGGUGUCUUGGCUGCUGUUCUUGCAUCACAACCUUCUAUUCCCAGAUCCAUUGGAAAAGAUAAGAAAGCUAUUCAGGCAUCAAUUAGAYGCAAUAAGGAAACCAACACAGUUUUGGCCAGAUUGAAUAGUGAAUUGCAACAACAAUUAAAGGAUGUUCUUGAGGAGAGAAUUUCCCUGGAAGUUCAACUGGAACAACUUCGACCAUUCUCUCACCUAUAAGCCAAUUGCCGUUAACUGUGAACAUACCCCAUUUUUAAGCGGUUUUGGGUUCAAAGCCAAUUUGGAGGCCCAAAUAUUCAGCUCACUGCUUAAUUCAAAAUUAAAUUUUAUGAUUCUGUUUUGCCCUAUAUGUUCACCGUUGUAUUUAAGUAUCUCUUUUUUUUUUUUUUAAUUUCAACAAUAAAAGGGUCAGGAUG